Molecule: messenger RNA, 319 nt
Organism: Didymodactylos carnosus
Lineage: Eukaryota; Metazoa; Rotifera; Eurotatoria; Philodinida; Philodinidae
Source: the annotation of a GenBank genome assembly
AUGGCAUCAUCGGUCCAACAACAACAAAUAUUAUCGGUAUUUGGUGAAAGUGAUGACACUCGAGGCGCCUCAAAGGCACUUGAGGUGUUCACCAUAGACACCAAAGACCCAUGCGCCCCUCUUCAAGCCGCGAAACUGUCACAAGGUUCAGGUGCUGAUUCAAUCCUUUGGACUGGCACUGAAUUUACACGGUCAACGUCAGCUGGAAACUUCCGUCUGUAUAAAGACGCAAGUGGUAUUUUUGGUAUCUGGGUGCCGAACUCGCCGGCUUUUUACUCAGAUGGUAUCCCACCAAACAUAUCUGCUCCGGAUACUUUGU